UAAGAAGCCAACUUCACCUGUAGCUUUACCAUUGCGCGUAAAAAAGCAGAAGAAACUGUACGAAAAGAGGGAAACGGGCUACAACUAGUCACUGGCAUCUCUUAAGAAAACUUGUCGAGUCAGAUGUCGGUAAGUGCAGUGGUUUCUGCUAGUCAAAAAAGUAUCGCUAGUCAUCGCAAGCUAUGUAACAGGUUAUUCCUUUUAAAAGACGAGAACGAUUUUUUACCGGAUCUUCUUGGUUGUCUGAAUGCUCUUAUUCGCAUAAAACGCGGAAACCCUAAUGCAGAAAGGGUUCUGCGAUUUAUUAUUACAUUUAUUAAUUAUUUGCAACAAAAAAUACCAGACUAUGACUUGGCACAACCGAUUUUAAAGCAUUUGUUGAAAGGGGUUGAUGCGAAAGACAAGGUCGUUCGCUACAGAUGCUGUCAAGCAAUAGCCAGAGUCACUAAUAUGUUACGAGAAAUUGAUGACGAAUUAUAUGGUACACUGCGCUCUAAGCUACUACUUCGUGUUCGUGAUAAAGAGUCUACCGUGCGAGUUGAGGCUGCAAUUGCACUCUCUCGUUUACAGGAUCAAGAUGAAACGGAUGAAAACGAAGUCCGUGAUACCCUUCUAUUUCUUUUACAAAGUGAUCCUAGUGUAGAUGUUCGUCGAGCUGUGUUACUGAAUGUUGAAGUGAGCAACAAAACUCUUCCGUUCAUUUUAGAACGUGCCCGUGAUGUGGACCCAAAGAACCGUCGGAUCGUUUAUGCCAAAGUACUGCCAAAGAUUGGCGAUUUCCGUUACUUGAACAUUCGAAAACGUAUACGUAUUCUUAAAUGGGGUCUAAAAGAUCGUGAUGAAACUGUACAAUUAGCCGCAGCACAAAUGCUAUCAACAAGCUGGAUAUCUAACGCUAAUAACAACCUCUUGGAACUCUUGGAAAGACUUGAUGUUGUUAACAACGAGGAAAUAGCGGUUCUUGUACUAGAAAACUUUUUUAAAUUACGUCCUGAGAUUUUUAAAGAUCUCCAGUUUGAAGAGUCUUUCUGGAAAGAACUGACAGCGGAAUCAUCUAUUUUGGCAAGGGUUUUCAACAGCAUCUGCGUCCAACAAAAUCUUACGGAAUUGAAUGAGCGCAUUCCCGAUCUUGUUCAACUGACUUUCUUCCUAGAACAGCAGUAUGUACGGAUGCGCAAUGAAACUGUUUAUGAGGAAGUUUGCUUUGUUAUCCAACAGCUUCUUCAUAUAUGCAACAACAUGAAUUUAGGUGAUGAGAUUGGACGAAGAAAAUUGCUUGGUUGCCUUUCAAACAGUCUCACAACGCUUGAGCUUCCUGAUCAAAUUGUUAAACUUCAAAUUGAGCUUAUGGUCAAGCUGUGCACGAGCGAGUUGGAUUUCUGCUCCCUCAUGAUGGAAGUUAUUACGGACGUGUACGAACAAGGACACGAGACACCGCAACAAGAACAAGUUGAGCCCAACAAGUCCUCACCCUCUGAAUUAGAUACUGACUCUGAUGCUCGCUCAUCAUUGUCUGCUGCGGAAACACAAUCGCCAGACGUUAUCCCAGAAGUUCCUGCUGCUAACGCAGAGGAAAAAUUGGCAACACAACUUAACGAAAAGGAUAUAAAAGCAGCUUUUUCUGAGUUACACUGUUUAACAUACAUUCAGUUCAUGUUUGAGAACAUCACUUCAGACUUCAACAAAAAUCAUUUUCUACCCACGAUACUUCAGUCUAUCAUUAUUCCCUCCGUGCGUAGUCACGACGCACCAAUUCGUGAAAAAGGUCUUAAGUGUCUUGGUCUAAGUUGUUUACUCCAUCGUGAAUUGGCCAAAGAAAACAUUACACUGUAUCUUCAUUGUUUCACAAAUGGCGACACUAGUUUACAACUCAUUUCCAUCCACGUCAUUUGUGACAUUAUUUUAAUGUUUGGCCCCAGCAUUGCCGAGGACCAUGAACAAGAAAUCUCUGAUAUGUAUCUUACUGCUUUAAGUGACCUUGAAAAUCAAGAACUACAGGCGAAUGCCGCCGAAGCUAUAUCAAAGUUUCUUAUGAUUGUACAUUUUCAUGACGAUUUGUUCAUAAAACCACUGAUCAUUCAAUACUUUGAACCAAACACAUUUGAGAAUCAGCGUUUACGCCAAGUUCUCGGAUACUUUUUCCCUGUAUAUGCAUUUGGUUCUUAUGAAAAUCAGCGUAGAAUUGGAAACGUGUUUUGUGAUACACUACUACAUUUGAUGGAAAUUUAUGAUAGUCUGGAUGACGAUGAUCGAGUAUUAACACCUCUUAAUAUUGCUCAGCAGAUACUUGACUGGAUUGAUUUUGAAAAACUUUACAUGCUUCAUGAUAAUCUCAAACUCGAAAAUCAAGAUCUACACUUGCAUAUUGCGGACAACAUUAUUGAUGCACUUGUAGAACUCGAGGACGAUGAGUCAAAAGAUAAAAAGCUAUUGAUAUCUUUACUUGGAAAACUGAAAAUUCCAAGAACGUUACCAUCGCAAAGUUAUGCACAUACCAUUUCAAAACUUGAAACGUUUGAGCAGCAUGGCAUUCUUCUGGAUACAUCCAGUAGCAACAUGUUAAACAAGUUUGCUGAAGCGAUGGAGUAUAACAAACAAAUUGCACAAAAGAACGAAGAAGAAACAGUGCAUGUUGUUUCAGAUACCGAGGAAGAUACGAGCAUGAUUGAUGUAAAACGAGAACCUUGAAAAAUUUGGUAAUCAUCAUCCAAACCACAUCCCUUAGCUAUUUGAGUGAGCAUAAAUAUAAAACGACAUCCGAAUUUCUUUCAAAAAGCGGAAAAAGUUUCUUGUUUUGUUGAGCCGCUCAACAAGUUCUUCCAAAUUUGAUAAUGGAGGAUUACACUUUGUAACUGUGGAUUCAGUUAAUAAGAUUAAGGCAUUCAUGACUGCACAAGCCUACCUUCGUAUAGCUUUUCCAUGAAGUUGAUAUGAAAGGAAAACCGCUUCUUCCAAUUUUUAUCGUCGAUGUUAACAAACACAAUUCGAAGUUCAUCCUCGCGAACACCUUCAAUUCUCAUUCCCAGAUAUUUUUCCCAGAAUUGCAAUUCUGGAUUGUCUAAACUUUUCUGUUUCAUGAAAUGGUGUUCCUCUUUUGCUUUCAAUUCUCGUUUUGCGGUCAAAACCGACUGUUGCCGUUCAAUUUCUUCUGCUAAAAGUGCUUUUCUCCGGUUCAUAUCUUCUAAUAUCUCGGUAUAACGUUGUAUUUCUUGCGUUAUAGUCAGUUGUUCUAGUUUUUCUUUCUCGAUAUUAUCCAUUACUUCCUUUUCACGCAAUUGUGCUCUUUCAAGUUCCUUUUCCGUUUUCUUUUGUUUUUCUACGUAUAAAUUGUUAGCCCCGCGUUCCAAUUGUCAUACUUAUACCCCAUAGUUCUGAGCAUUGUUUCAGAUGUUCAUUUUUAUCAUCUAAUAGCUUUUGUCUUUGGUCUUGAGUAUAUUUAUUAAAAAAAAGACAGAAAUUUGAUACGUUGUUUCUUAGUGUUUCAAAAGAAAACGUAUCUUCAUUAUAUUCAGCCAUUCUUUUCGUGAAAAGAGGUUUUUUAAUUGUUGAAAUGAGUAGGUAUGCCGCAAUAGUACGGGUCGGACAUUUUACACCUGGAAAACACAAUUGGAAAAGGUUUGUUAAUUUACAAUUAAUUAGAAUGAAUAACUAUUAAACCAAAGAAUUCUUACAUAACA
Schizosaccharomyces japonicus yFS275 is the source of this 3677-nucleotide messenger RNA. Its product is annotated as condensin complex non-SMC subunit Cnd3. The record is from RefSeq and is a predicted model, not a curated record. NCBI's taxonomy places the organism in Eukaryota, Fungi, Ascomycota, Schizosaccharomycetes, Schizosaccharomycetales, Schizosaccharomycetaceae. Gene Ontology annotation, cellular component: chromosome; condensin complex; cytoplasm. Gene Ontology annotation, molecular function: DNA/DNA annealing activity; ATP hydrolysis activity; double-stranded DNA binding. The transcript is spliced from 6 exons. Bases 124 to 2688 code for a protein of 854 amino acids. Gene Ontology annotation, biological process: mitotic chromosome condensation.